GCCAACCCUUCCCUCCGGUUCGCGGGAACCCGGCUGGGUGGCAGAGCUGAAGCGCUGAGCGGCUGCUCCGGUGCGGAGGGUCACGAUAGUGAAUUCCUAAGAAGAAAAUAAUGAAGUGCACAUUAGUUGUUCUUUAAGAGUUCGGACUCAAAGGUGUACAGGUUUGUUGCCAAGGCCAAAGAAGAUGGCAACCCCUUACGUCCCAGUUCCUAUGCCAAUCGGAAAUUCUGCUUCCAGUUUCACAAACAGCAGAAAUCAGAGGAGUUCUUCUUUUGGUAGUGUCUCCACAAGCUCAAACUCUUCCAAAGGCCAGCUAGAAGACUCAAGUAUGGGCAACUUCAAGCAGACGAGCGUGCAGGACCACAUAGACGGUGCGCCCUCAGCCUGUGCCAGUCCUCUCAUUAGGAGUAAGUUUACAGGUCCAGAUUCUUCCAUCGAAUACUCUGCUAGACCGAGAGACGCUGAAGAACAGCACCCUGAUGUGCUGAAUUGGGAAGACAGACCUUCUACACCUACAAUUCUGGGUUAUGAAGUUAUGGAGGAGCGAGCCAAAUUUACUGUUUAUAAAAUACUAGUAAAGAAAACCCCUGAAGAAAGCUGGGUAGUUUUCAGAAGAUACACUGACUUCUCUAGGCUUAAUGACAAAUUAAAAGAGAUGUUUCCAGGCUUUCGAUUAGCACUUCCUCCAAAGCGCUGGUUUAAAGAUAAUUACAACGUGGACUUUUUAGAAGAUAGACAAUUAGGAUUACAAGCAUUUCUUCAAAACUUAGUAGCUCACAAGGACAUUGCUAACUGCCUUGCAGUGAGAGAAUUUCUUUGUCUGGAUGAUCCACCGGGUCCAUUUGAUAGCCUAGAAGAAAGCAGGGCUUUCUGUGAGACUCUGGAAGAGACUAACUACCACUUACAGAGAGAACUACUUGAAAAGCAAAAAGAGGUGGAAUCCCUGAAGAAGCUGCUUGGGGAAAAGCAACUUCACAUAGAUACAUUAGAGAGCAGACUCAGAACAUUGUCUUUAGAACCUGAAGCGUCACUGUAUGUGUCACGAGCAGAAGGUGGACAGAUCCUAAGGGUGGAGUCCUCUGUACUUCAGGUCAAUCGGGAUGUCUUGGAUGAAGAAUCUAGAGCUGAUAACAAGCCACACUUCAACUCUAGAGAAGCCAGAAAUGCAAUAGCAGACAUAGAAGUCGCACAAUUGGCAUAUAAUGCUGAAGAUGACUAACACACUGCUGACAGUUCCCUCCAUUUCAUCAUUUCAGCAGAUUUUCAGCAGAGAGCCAGAUACCACCCUAAAAGACUGAAACAAAGAAGAACAGGAAUGCACGUGUAAAAAAGUUUACAUAAAGUUAUUGUUGUUUUUUUUUUUUUUUUUUAAGUGAUUGGAAUAGGAACUAUAUUCACUGCUGCUUCUGUCUUUUAUCCAGCAUUGUAUUUACUACACUGAAGAAAAAAACUAGUUAGAAUUGUUAUCAGGGCCCUUAUUCUUAAAUACAUUACAUAAAUUAUUACAGUGUCUUGCCUGUAUAUUGCUCUAAAGUACUGUGGUUGUGUGUGUGUGUGUGUGAAUGUGUGUGCUUGCUUGUCUUAAAUCACCAGUUAUAUUAGGUGAAAAUUGCAUGUUAGAAUCUGGGUAACGUCUCUAUCUCAGAUAUGAUAUGUAUUAAAAUCAGUGAACACACAGGGAAGAUAAAUAUGAAACCAGUUUGAAAUGUUGAUAUGUCUAUCAUCUCUAUAUAAAAAUUGCUUAUUUAAAAGAAGAUGACUUUCUAGAACCAAAGAUAAUGUGUUUUGAAGAGCUGUAAUUAGAUAGGCAAAGAAAUAAAACAGCCUUGAUUUAAAUGAUGGUUAAUUAAUGUCAAGAUGCUUACUGUAAGUGUGCUGCUUUAUUAAUAUGUUAUACUUGGAUAUUUUCUGCAUAAUCUUCAAUUUUCUACCCAUAAAUUCAGUGGGGUUUGCCUCAUUCAGAACACUACCUCUUUUUGCUAAUCAAGGCAUAUUCUUUUCAAAAUACAUUACAGUUCUGAGGCAAGUGUGUUACAGAAAAACAAAAUAAAUAACCACAUAUACUGCAAAGUUCCCAAGUAGCUUGACUCCUGGUGUUGCAUUUGUAUUUCGGUGUAUGUGAAGAUGUUAUGCUGUAUUAUGAUUUUGUUUAUAAUGUAUUUAGCCAACUGAUGCACUUUAUAAUUAAACUCAUUUGUGCCAAGUUCAAUUGGUGAGUUUCUUUAGUAAGUAGAGUUAACUGGAAGGGUGAUAUGCCUUUACUCUUAUUACAGAAGUCUCCCAGGAUCUAUAAGCCAGGCUUGUGAAAUAGAUAUGCUUAUUUCAGCUCAGUGUGCAGUUGUGAAAAUGUCUUGUUUCAUCUUGAUGGUGUCAACUUACAUGCUUUCCAUUUCUACUGUUUGCAUAUUAUUCUUAAUGUACAUUGUAAUCACAAUUCCAUCUUGGAAUCCCAGUUGGCAUUGACUACAUAAGUUUUCUAAAAUCUGAAAGAACCUCCUGGAAGAAUAGAAUAAAAUCUUCAUUUCUCCUUU
Messenger RNA from Psammomys obesus (fat sand rat), 2531 nucleotides. It is a transcript of the gene Snx16, whose product is annotated as sorting nexin 16. The transcript has 8 exons. Gene Ontology annotation, cellular component: extrinsic component of endosome membrane; early endosome; late endosome. Gene Ontology annotation, molecular function: phosphatidylinositol binding. The record is from RefSeq and is a predicted model, not a curated record. Lineage: Eukaryota; Metazoa; Chordata; Mammalia; Rodentia; Muridae. Gene Ontology annotation, biological process: early endosome to late endosome transport; endosome to lysosome transport; protein targeting to lysosome. Bases 185 to 1219 code for a protein of 344 amino acids.